Molecule: messenger RNA, 1317 nt
Organism: Fonsecaea erecta
Lineage: Eukaryota; Fungi; Ascomycota; Eurotiomycetes; Chaetothyriales; Herpotrichiellaceae
Exons: 2
Coding region: 1-1317 (438 amino acids)
Biological process (GO): endoplasmic reticulum to Golgi vesicle-mediated transport; retrograde vesicle-mediated transport, Golgi to endoplasmic reticulum
Cellular component (GO): Golgi membrane; COPII-coated ER to Golgi transport vesicle; endoplasmic reticulum
Source: RefSeq, a predicted model, not a curated record
AUGGCACUCAAAUCGCGGUUUCACCGGCUGGAUGCCUUCACAAAGACCGUGGAAGAUGCACGGGUGCGGACGACCUCCGGCGGCAUCGUCACGAUUGCCUCGAUCCUUAUUAUCCUUUACUUGGUAUGGGGAGAAUGGUGCGACUACCGAAGGAUCGUGGUUAUGCCCGAGUUGAUUGUGGAUAAGGGACGAGGCGAGAAGAUGGAAAUUCACCUCAACAUCUCUUUUCCCCGUAUCCCGUGCGAACUGCUCACUCUCGACGUCAUGGACGUCUCGGGCGAGCAGCAGACGGGCGUCGUGCACGGGGUCAACAAAGUGCGGCUUUCCUCCGUCGCCGAGGGUUCCAAGAUCAUCGACACGACCGCCCUGAUCCUCCACAGUCAGCAAGACAACGCCGCGCACCUGGAUCCUGAAUACUGCGGCUCCUGCUACUCCGCCCCUGCUCCAGCCAAUGCAUCUAAACCUGGCUGCUGUAAUACGUGUGACGAAGUGCGCGAGGCCUAUGCGACGAACAGUUGGGCCUUCGGAAGAGGCGAAGGCGUGGAACAAUGCGAGCGGGAAGGCUACGGCGAAAGACUUGACGCACAGCGCCAGGAGGGAUGUCGCAUUGAGGGCGUCAUUCGCGUGAACAAAGUCGUGGGGAAUUUCCACAUUGCGCCCGGGCGCAGCUUCUCGAACGGAAACAUGCACGUGCACGACUUGAACAAUUACUUCGACACGCCCGUCGAGGGCGGACAUACAUUUACACAUGAGAUCCACUCGCUGCGGUUUGGCCCGCAGUUGAGCGAGAACGACAUGGGAGUGACGGCGAAAUGGAGUGAUCAUCACCAUUCGAAUCCGUUGGACGGCGUGAAGCAGGAGACGGAGGAACCCGGGUUCAACUUCAUGUAUUUCAUCAAGGUGGUGAGCACGAGUUAUCUCCCGCUUGGCUGGGACGAGGAUCGGAGUGCGAAACAGCACUCGUCUCUUGCGGAUUUGAUCCCGCUGGGCAUGCAGGGCAAGGGUGCCGGGAGCCAGGGGUCGAUCGAGACGCAUCAGUACUCUGUUACCUCGCACAAGAGAUCUCUGAGUGGUGGCAAUGAUGCAGCCGAGGGACACAAGGAAAGACUGCACGCGCAUGGAGGGAUUCCGGGCGUCUUCUUCAGCUACGACAUUUCUCCGAUGAAGGUGAUAAACCGGGAGGCGAGGCCGAAGACCUUUGCCAACUUUUUAACCGGUGUUUGCGCGGUGGUGGGAGGGACGCUGACCGUGGCGGCAGCGAUUGAUAGGGGUUUGUACGAGGGCAGUACGAGGUUAAAGAAAGUUCAUCAGGGUUGA